Castor canadensis (American beaver) is the source of this 386-nucleotide messenger RNA. NCBI's taxonomy places the organism in Eukaryota, Metazoa, Chordata, Mammalia, Rodentia, Castoridae. The record is from RefSeq and is a predicted model, not a curated record.
AGCACGGCGCUUAGACGCUCACGGGGGGAAAAAAGCUAAAAAAAAAAAAACAAAAAACCAAAAUGAUCUCCCGGGAAGUUGUCCGCACGGUGUUCCUCUCGGCACUGCUGUAUGCCUCCCUAGCUCGGGAUGCGGGCCCCCAGUCGGAGACCAGCGCAGAGGACAUCCCCGAGGGGGCUUCCACCCUGGCUUUUGUGUUCGAUGUGACUGGCUCCAUGUAUGACGAUCUGGUUCAGGUUAUUGAAGGGGCUUCCAAAAUCUUGGAGACGUCUUUGAGAAGACCCAAGAGACCUCUUUUCAACUUUGCCUUGGUGCCUUUCCAUGAUCCAGGUGCUACCAAGUGGGAACGUUUUCAUGUGGCUGUAGAUGUCUUUCCUGUAGCAUAG